Messenger RNA from Suillus subalutaceus, 1396 nucleotides. RefSeq lists its product as uncharacterized. NCBI's taxonomy places the organism in Eukaryota, Fungi, Basidiomycota, Agaricomycetes, Boletales, Suillaceae. The record is from RefSeq and is a predicted model, not a curated record. Bases 353 to 1228 code for a protein of 291 amino acids. The transcript is spliced from 4 exons.
AACGCUUUGUGCUCCUUUGCCUUCCUGUGUAAUCCCAGUUGCGCUGAAUCGCCGAGUCCUUCGGCAUAUGAUUAGGUGCGUGCUUACGUACCACAUGGGAGUUGUACCGUCUACGAUGGCAACAGCGGUCCAAACGUUCAGCUGCGGAUGAAGCUGCGUGCUUACGUACCACAUGGGGUAUGACAGUGCAUGAGUAAGGUCUCAUUUCCGCAGUGAAUGUUUUUGGCUUCCUGGCCUUGGCUGCAUCCCACUGUGCCUUCGGCAGCGCUUCGAAACGAACGACCUGGCAAUAUAUAAGCUGAUGACAUUCAGGAUGUAAAAUCCAGAAUUCAGUAACACGACACAACACAGCAUGUCUGAAGCACCUUUCAAGUCCUUUGCUAUUGUCGGCGCAGGCCCUAACAUCGGGAUUCCUAUCGUGAAGGCAUUCCUGGCGAUUGGCGCUCCAAUUCUCGUCAUCACCCGACCAACCUCCACAAAUACCUCUGCACUCCCCAAGGAUGAUCCCAACCUGAAGGUUGUGCGUGCAGACUAUACAUCUGCAUCUGAGAUCUCGGCAAUCCUUCGUGAAAACAAAGUAGAAGUUCUCAUUUCUACUGUUACAUUUGUUUUCGGAGGCGUAGCUGCCCAGGACGUUCUCGCGGACGCUGCAAAGGAGGCGGGUGUGAAGCUCUUUGUACCCAGCGAGUUCGGCGUAUCAUCGCCAGGAGUUGGUCUGGCUCAUGAAAAGCGUGCCUUUGCAGUGUAUGCAAAAUCCAUUGGAUUGCCCACUCUCCGUAUCUUUAAUGGAUUUUUCCAUGACUUCUUGCCGUGGCUCACUGCAGUCACUGAGACUGGCAAGUUUCAUAUCGUGGGCAAAGGAGAUAUGCCGGGAUCCUUCACUGCGCAAUCCGACGUUGCAGGAUACGUGGCUCAUAUUCUUACUACUCAACCACCAUCCCGUCUACUUGAUGUUGAAGUUCACAUCGAAGGACAACGCGCAACGCUCUCGGAGAUUGGUGCCCUAUACAAGGGCAGUGUACCUGUGGUACACUGUGAUGCCCUUCCUACAGAGGGUGUAGUCGCCGCGGACUUCGGUACGAAAUUACAGCAGAGCUUUGACGUCGGAAAUGCAAGUAGCGGCUGGAACCCCGACACAGAGACGGAUGACGCGGAAUUGGCGAGCAAGGACAAUUCACUGUGGGAGGGGCACCGCUGGUUGACUAUUGGGGAGGUUCUUGGGUUAUAAUGAUAUGUACGUGCACGAGACUUUGUGGAACUAGGUACUCUUUAAGAUUUACAGUAGGGUGGGCUUUUUAAUUGUGAAGUAGGACUAAUAUUAAUUAGGAGCUUUAUGGGGUACGAUAAUGGCAGAUGUUCUUAUAUCGUGCAGAAUUAAAGGGAACGUUUGCUCGGA